Sphaerodactylus townsendi is the source of this 2411-nucleotide messenger RNA. RefSeq names its product glutamate rich 6B (gene ERICH6B). The transcript has 16 exons. Bases 231 to 2339 code for a protein of 702 amino acids. NCBI's taxonomy places the organism in Eukaryota, Metazoa, Chordata, Lepidosauria, Squamata, Sphaerodactylidae. The record is from RefSeq and is a predicted model, not a curated record.
AGUGAGUUUUUCCUUCUGGAGAACUGGAAUCGGUUUCUUCUUAUCAGGGAAGAUGCUGUCUGGGAAGAUCUUCAAAGCCACAUUGUUUUCCCGAAAGACCUGGAGGGCUUUGUUCUCAUCCCGGAGGACUUGAAGGGCUUUGUUUUCGAUACUGCUUUGGAGACCUAAGGAGCCUGAUGGAAUCCUCUGACCUUGGUUGAUGCCUUCAUUUUCCUUCGCGUGCUGACAAGAUGUCAAAAGAGCAGGACAAUUCUGAGUCUGAUGGAGAGGGACGUUCCCAACAAGAAAUACCCUCUGCUCCUUCAGGAGGCCACUCAGUGGAUCCCAGGCCUUCCACCUCACAUCUCACCAUAGAAAAUGUGAAAAAACUACAAGAGGACAAUCCUGUGUCAAAAUCUUCCCUUGCUAGACAGUCAGUGGAAGCCUAUCUUCGGCAGAGACAUUUGCUUGAUCAUGCGAAUGAGGUCAGUUGGAAGGAGAGAAAAGAGCCAAAUUUGCCCGUUGAGAAAGGAUCGGAGGAGCAGUCAGUAAGUCUGCUGGAGGAAGAAGCUGCUGAGAAUGACACAGAAACCUUGGAAAAGAUUUCAAACCCAGAUUUCUGGACAAGAUCUGUGACAUCUUCAGCUCCUGAGACAAAGAAACGUGAAUUUGCAGAUUUGGAGACACAGACAGAAUGGAGUUACUCCUCCCCAUCUCGGCAUACUAGUGAAGAAGUGAGUAAGACACCAGGCAAAGAUGCUCUAGAGGAAGAGGUGGAAGGUGCAGAAAGCAAAGGUAAAAUCACCAGGACUCCAGGAGCUGAAAGAAGGGGCGCUAUGGAGCUAGGAAGUAUAGACUCUUCGGAGGAAGUCGUGGCUGAUGAGGUGUUGGAAGCUUUGCACCAGGCUGAAGUGAGAUGCCAAAGUUGGGACCAAAGGACGGAUCCCCAAGGACGGGUGGCCCAGCUAGGCAGAUACGCCACUGCCGGGCAGUGUGGGCUGCUGGACUCACAGGGGGUGAAGUACUUGCAAGAUCAUGAUGGCCUUGACUAUUGUGGACGCUGUGAAUUUUGUGCCGCUGCCCUGAAGCACUUUCCCACCCCGGAAGAGCUGGAAGACAAGCCGGAAAGGAUGGAGUCUGUGGGGAAGGCAAACAUGGAGCCCAGAAGACUCUUCUGCCCCAGACAGGGAGCGCUGAAAUGGCUGCCGUCCUUCACAGGGGUGCGUGUGGGCACCUCCAGCCUGAAAAUCACAUCCUCAGAGGUAGGGGCUGGGUGGGGCUCGCUGCCAUCUCAGGGCUUCUGUCUUUCACAGGUCCCUUGCUGCAGGACCUACAAGGACAUUUUGCAGUGUGUGAUUCAGGAACUCAUGGAGACUCAGUCCCCCGAAGGUGAAAUAGACAUCACUCCUCAUCGACGUGUUUCACAAACCUUGCUGAAUAGCAGGACCAAAAUCUUUCUCGUGGAAGAGCUCCGAGAGCACGGGAUCGAGAACUACAAGGAAAUCUUUGAGCAAUACAUGACGUUCAACACAUGGGUCAAACUCGGAUUCAAAUUGUCUAACGAGGCUCCCAAACCUCCCCCUGUUGCUGUUAAGAAACGUCCACGUCCCAAAGAACUACUGAAGAUAGAUGUGGAGUUCAAACCGGAGCAAGCAAAGAUUUGCCACCCCAUCAACCCUGUGAGAAGAUACUACCCAGACGGAAAGAUAUUCAUCCUUCUACUGCCAGAUGGAACUGGCCAGGUUUAUUACCCAUCAGGAAAUAUUGCCAUCCUCAUUACCUAUUUAAAGGAUGUUCAAUUCACGUACCUCGUUCUAGCUGACGGAACUUGCAACAAGCUCAUGGCGUUCUUCACCAACCAGGGUUACGCUGAAUGUUACUACCCCAAUGGAAAAACCAGGCUGCACCUGGACCUUUGCAGUGGCUCCUCCUUUGAUGUUAGGGGGUUUCAACAGAAAUGCUGGAACUGGUGGGACACCACGCGUCACGUUCACGCGCCUCCAUUCCAGCCCAUCUCGAUCCAAUUCAAUGUUUACAUCCAGGUGAAAAUACAAGCCCAGGAUCAGAUUUUCCUAAACUUCACCAAUCUUCAUAGCUGCAUCCGCCUGAACGUGGGUGCUCGGCUAAAAUUGAAGGACCCUGCGAUGCUCCCCCUCCUCAAGUCAUCAGGAAACCAGAAGCCAUCCAUCAGCCAAGCCAGAAUCCAGCGGAUCAAAAUGCUGUUAGGUGAACUGCGCAAAGGACUGAAACCGAUGCCCAGUGCUCCAAAUGGGUCUCUCAUGCACCUGGAUACCAUGGUUGUACUCAUCACUCGCUUACAGCGGUGGCAUUGCAAAAAACUAUUUGAGCCAAAACAAUGAUCCAGACAGCCCUCAUGCUAGGGAAAGCUGCAGCACCCCAGCUCCACACAGACACAAUUAAACCUAUUUCGA